Molecule: messenger RNA, 1060 nt
Organism: Brienomyrus brachyistius
Lineage: Eukaryota; Metazoa; Chordata; Actinopteri; Osteoglossiformes; Mormyridae
Gene: tmem11
Product: transmembrane protein 11
Exons: 2
Coding region: 83-646 (187 amino acids)
Biological process (GO): inner mitochondrial membrane organization
Cellular component (GO): mitochondrial inner membrane
Source: RefSeq, a predicted model, not a curated record
UAUCGAGUCGCCCGUUAAAAACUACAUUUCCUGUAAUGUGACGUCACUUUUUGCGGCCACAAUGAUGCUUUGAGUCUCCAAGAUGGCGGCGUUCGGAAGGAGGCGCGGUGUCCCAGCCAACAGGGAGAGGGGAACGAUGGCCUCGACAGACUGCUACAUUGUGCACGAGAUUUACAACGGGGAGAACGCUCAGGACCAGUUUGAGUACGAGUUGGAGCAGGCCCUGGAAGCCCAAUACAAGUACAUAGUGAUCGAGCCCACGCGCAUCGGUGAUGAGACAGCACGCUGGAUCUCCGUGGGGAACUGCCUGCACAAGACGGCAGUGCUGUCGGGCCUGGCCUGCCUGCUGGCGCCCCUCUCCCUGCCGGUUCAGUAUUCGCGCUAUGUGGCACUGCCCGCCGGCGCACUCACUGUGGCCUGCGCCGCCCUCUAUGGCAUCUCCUGGCAGUUCGACCCCUGCUGCAAGUACCAAGUGGAGUACGACAGCCAAAAACUCUCGCGCCUGCCACUGCACACGCUCACCUCAUCCUCGCCGGUGGUGCUGGUGAGGAGGGACGACGUGCACAGAAAGAGACUUCAUAACACGAUAGCACUGGCCACGCUGGCCUACUGUGUCAAGAAGAUCUAUGAACUUUACAUUCUAUGAUUCUCUUUUUUAAAAAAAAAAAAAUCUGAAUCGCAAACACGGUAAAAACAGGAAAGGCCAAAACACAGAAAUUCCCCACAAAAAAGACCUGAGUUCAGUAGCCUUUUGGUGCCAGUGGAAACUGCUUAAGAUAAUGAUUUUUUUUUUGGUUUGUCUUCAAACAUUUUGUGCACUGAUUGACAUUAUAUAAAGCCCAUAUAUAUAUAUAUAUUUGCUUUCACCCAUAGCAUCUUCCCCCAUGUCACCCCCAAACUUGGGGGAAGUACCUUGAAGUUAAAUUGUGACAGUGACAAUUAAAUGGACACAUUAACAUGUUAAGGAUUAACAGACAGCUGCAGCUGUCUGUCCUUCUUAGAUGUUUUCUUGUACCCUGGUCAGAAAGUCACCUCUCCAUUAAAAUGUAGGAUAUUUAAA